CGCCAUCCAGUGUGGCCACGAGAGCUUUCAUUGUAACUUCAUCAGAGUAGUCAAGAUGUCUACUUCUGCACCCUCGCUCCAUAUACUCAUUGCAGGCUCCGGCAUCGCCGGUCCCUGCCUUGCAUUUUGGUUACACAGAUUUCAACCUUCCUCACAAAUCACGAUUCUAGAGCGCAGUCCUGAGCUACGAUUAGGCGGCCAAGCCAUCGACCUACGAUCAGCUGCAGUGCCGAUUGUAGAGCGCAUGGGACUGUUAGGUAAAGUCAGAGAGAAAACAACGACGGAGGUGGGUAUGGAAUUCGUGUAUGCGGACGGUAAGACGAAAGCUACCUUCCCGGCGAGUGGGAAUGCGGAACAGCAGAGCAUGACAUCAGAGUUUGAGAUUCUGAGAGGUGACAUGGCCAAGCUACUGUACGACGAGACAAAACAUCUUGAGAGCGUCAAGUAUGUCUUCGAUGAGAUGAUCAUCGCCGUAGAAGAGAAGGAUAGCGGCAAAAUAGAAGUCACCUUUCAAAACUCUCUUCCUAGACUGGAAUUCGAUCUCGUCGUCGGCGCCGAUGGCAUGAUGUCUCGCACAAGAAGACUUGUCUUUGGCCACGGCCCCAAGAACGACGACUACCUAUACCGUCUGGGACAAUACUCCGCACUUUUCACUAUGCAACGAACAGAAGAAGAUACUAAGUUUGCGCAAUGGUACAACGCACCAAAGGGUCGGCUGGUUCUCCUUCGCCCUGAUCAAUACGGCACCACACGGGCAUAUAUCUCCGUGACGGACGGCAAUCUUUCGCGUUUCGACGAGAUUGACAGGCUAUUACAGGAAGGUACCCGAGAACAACAGCAAGCUUGGUUUGAGAGAGAGUUUCAGGGCGCCGGCUGGCAAACGGAUAGAGUAAUGAGGGGAAUGAAGGAGGCUGAUGAUUACUACAUACAGCAAAUUGCGCAGGUGAGGAUGGAUACUUGGGUUAAGGGUCAUGUUGCGUUGGUAGGCGAUGCCGCGUAUUGCCCUAGUCCGAUAUCUGGCGUGGGCACUGGUGCCGCCAUUGUGGGCGCCUACGUUCUCGCCGGCGAAAUCUCUAAGUCACCUACUGACAUCCCAUACGCACUCUCCCAGUACGAGAAAGUCGCGAGACCGUUCGUGGAUAAAGUGCAAAAGUUGGUCCCUGGAACUCCCCAGAUUGCCAAUCCACAAACAGAAUGGGGUAUCAAACUAUUCAAUACGGUAGCGGGCGUUCUGUCACACCCAUUUGCGAAACGAUUUGGCAGUAUCGUAUACAGUUGGAUACCAGCGAUGGGCCCUACUACAAUCUGGAGUCCACCGGAAUACGGAAGGGCUGAGACAUAAAGGGGCGUUAGUAUGGUUAUAGUCAAUAGUUGUUGGGGAUCGAGGGAAGUAGUGGUAGCAUAUCAGGUAGUAGGAAUGGAG
This is a messenger RNA of Cucurbitaria berberidis CBS 394.84, 1423 nucleotides long. RefSeq names its product FAD/NAD(P)-binding domain-containing protein. The record is from RefSeq and is a predicted model, not a curated record. NCBI's taxonomy places the organism in Eukaryota, Fungi, Ascomycota, Dothideomycetes, Pleosporales, Cucurbitariaceae. Bases 56 to 1342 code for a protein of 428 amino acids. The transcript is spliced from 3 exons. Gene Ontology annotation, molecular function: FAD binding.